GGACAACGCAAUAUGGACGACGAGGACAUGGUCAUCAUCGCCGCAGUGGCCGCCGCCGCGGCCUAUGUCAUCGGCGAGAGCGACCACGAGGAAGAGAUGGAGCAGAUCAGGCAGGAGAAGGCCCACGUGGACUUGAAGCGCAAGCAAGCAGAGCGCGUCCACAGAGAAGCGCUGGCAACCCGCGACCACGCCGUCGCUCGGCUCACGUCCGGGACGCUGGACGCUGCAAUCCGAGCCAUCCAGGAACUUCAAGCUGAAAUCCAGACGCCGGAGGCAUACCAGCUUGAUUGCGACCGGGUUUUGAAGGAGCGCGACGACCUUUUGCAGCGCGCUGAGCAGCUGGAAGUAGCCCUUCGCGACAAGAAUCGCGAGAUCGACGACAUGACGAUCGAGUACGAGCAGCGCUUGGGCGUCGUGCGCUCCGUCGUUGGAAGCGCGCAACGGCGUAUGAACGACCCGAGUCCCGGCGCGCCUCGACAGGCCAAGCGACUACGGCCGGCGCCGGCCUCGACCAAUGCAGUGCCCAUCUCGCAAAUUGGCCGAACUUCAGUCGCUGUAAAUGAUUUUUGAUAUAUUUAUUCAACCUCGCAGUACGAUGCAGCUAUCACUGAGAUGAACGGCGGCAAUGCUCGUGGCUCACUGCAGGAGCCAUUGGCCCUGGACGUGGCGACGUGCGUGACCGUCUAUCGGCGCCUGGUGUGCCCUUGUCUCGAAUGUUGUCCCCGCCCACCAAGUCGAGCUAGAAUCACCUUGUCGCUUGACGAUUGCAAAAAUCUCAGCUCUCCAAAAUACCAAAUACGACUCCACGAGAAUCGGCACUGCCA
This is a messenger RNA of Saprolegnia diclina VS20, 824 nucleotides long. RefSeq lists its product as hypothetical. Lineage: Eukaryota; Oomycota; Saprolegniomycetes; Saprolegniales; Saprolegniaceae. The coding region runs from base 13 to 570 and encodes 185 amino acids. The transcript has a single exon. The record is from RefSeq and is a predicted model, not a curated record.